This is a messenger RNA of Cladocopium goreaui, 462 nucleotides long. NCBI's taxonomy places the organism in Eukaryota, Dinophyceae, Suessiales, Symbiodiniaceae. The record is from the annotation of a GenBank genome assembly.
GACCCCAACUUCACCAGCGAAGUGCCGGGGGUGCAGUGGCACAAAAGGGUCCAAAAGUGGCAGGUGGAGAUCAAUUUGAAGUCUGACCAGAAGAAGAUCUAUGGCGGCCUCUUCACCGAGAAGGCGGCGGCCGAAGCCAAGGCCCUGGAGAUCCAGGAGAAGGCCGGCCUGCAGCGCCAGGUAAAGCCCGUGGCCACCCUGUCGGAGCUGCCGGAGUUCCACCCGAAGGUGCCGUACCCAGGGGUGAAGUGGCGCCAGCCUGAGCAGCAGUGGCAUGCAUGUUGCGCCGUUGGCGGGUCAACCCGAAAUUUCAGGGUAAGGCCCAAGGACCACUCGGAGGCGGAGCUGGAGCGCUCCUUCCAAGUGGCUGUGGCAUGGAAGAAGAAGCAGGAGAAGGAGAAGGAGAAGAGCGGGAAGGCUGUGAAGUCCAAGGUGAAGCCUGGGAGGAAGCAGCGAAAGUGA